AUGGCUCUACAGGACCUGAAUGCACGGCUUGGAAAGAAGCCAGAACCACUGGAGGAGUGGCCAACUCUCUUUGAUGAGGAGGGCAGUGGUUCACACUCUUCAAACCCCUUGGAUGUCCCCUUACAUACACCUUCGAAACCCCCAGACGACAUGGAGACGAAGUCUGUCCAACAGUCGACCGACUCCCUUCCUAACGUCUAG
Messenger RNA from Hydatigera taeniaeformis, 201 nucleotides. The record is from the annotation of a GenBank genome assembly. NCBI's taxonomy places the organism in Eukaryota, Metazoa, Platyhelminthes, Cestoda, Cyclophyllidea, Taeniidae.